UUUGUCAUUUCUCGGAAAUUUAAUUGAUAUUCUAUACUCUAUAGGGUUUCGGGACUCUGAACUCUGAAUGUUUCAGGCGACGGAGGGAAAAGCAUAGGGAAAAUGAGCACUGGCAGUUCGCUGUCGUCGUCACCGGCGAGGUCAUCGAGUUCGACGAUGGCGAUGAUCGGAGGAAAUGUAGGGCCGUCAUCGUCUAUAGCCGUUGAUGACUUCAAUUUCCCGCCUGAUCUCGUCUCCAUUCAAGACCGCAAAGACGAGGCUCUUCAAGUUCUCAAAUCUGAUCUGAUGGCUUCACUGAACAAAGAGGUUAAAUCCCUAGACGAGGAUAGCUGGAUGUUUGAUGGACCUCGGUCUUGUAUUCACAGGAUUUCUAGGCCAGGUCGUCUUCACAAACAUGUAGAAAUUGGGAAGCAGAAUUCUAAGUUGGCGGCCACAUUAAAAUGAGGAAUGUUUUCUUGUGCAGAUUGCAAUAUAAUGUAGCCUUCAUGUUAAUGAUUUGUACUACUAAUUUUUUACUGUUAAUUUUUACUCAAUGAUUUUCCAGAAGCUUGAAUUUCAUGUUGAGAUUUUGUUAGAUUUUGGAAA
Messenger RNA from Solanum dulcamara, 585 nucleotides. Its product is annotated as protein SAMBA. The record is from RefSeq and is a predicted model, not a curated record. Gene Ontology annotation, molecular function: anaphase-promoting complex binding. Lineage: Eukaryota; Viridiplantae; Streptophyta; Magnoliopsida; Solanales; Solanaceae. The transcript is spliced from 3 exons. The coding region runs from base 103 to 444 and encodes 113 amino acids. Gene Ontology annotation, biological process: negative regulation of organ growth.